GUCAAAACAGAUCACAAAUUAGAGUAUACACACAUAAAGAUAGAGUUCUUGCUUCUUUAAAUCUCAAUUCAACUCAAAUUUUCCUGUUUUAACACUCGGGUAUUUCGGUCUACCCACCAUUUACAAAUUUUCGUCUCAAAACACACUGAGACAAGGAGAAAGAUGGCCUUUUUCCAACCGGGCUUCUGUCACUAUAGACCCUCGACCAGAGCCGUGGAGCUCUGCAUCCCAUCGUUCUGCGUUGCGGAUGAGAAAGUCUGGCGUCCGGAGUUCGUCUCUGAUUACUUUUCUUCCAGGAGAUUGGCGGUAACACGUUAUAUCAACUGGUUAAUCAAUGACGUGACGGCCCGGGCAAGGCUGGAACACGCAGAGGAGGCUUCUCGUUUGGAGGCCCCCAUGCAGGUGAUCAAGUGGAGUGAUCCUGCACCAAUCGAGGAGUGGAUUCGCGCCACAGCCUCUGUAAGACCGGCUGAGCAGGCAGUCAGUCGGCACUCGAUAUCGUUCCGUGGGGAAGUAUCGGGAAUCCUUAGACCCGGAUUGAGGCAGGCAAUCUUUUCUAAAGCUUGCCAGCGAGUUGUUCCAGUGGUCUUUAGCUCUUUGGAGAACGCUUCGGUGGCCUCCGCGGAAAGACAGAGUGGUCGUUGCAGCGGCGAACCACCAUUUUCAGAUGCACCGGAUUCUAAAUCUUCGGUUCGCUGUGGACUCCUCUUCUUUCCAGAGCUGGACGUCCGCUAUAUGUGGGGUGACGAAUAUAAACGUGUGAAGGCACGAUUUCUAUUGGAAGUUUAUGGAAUCGACCUUUUGGACGUUUAAUUUUCGGCGUUGGCUCUGUGGGAGUUGGAUCUGUGGGCGUUGGCUUUGUGGGCGUUGGCUUCGUGGGGUUUUGGCUUUUUUGGGGAUUUCGGCUUUGUCGGCUUUUUUUAAUGCGGUUGUGAGCUUUGCGGGCGUUGCAUCAUGUGGUCUUUUGUCUUUUUGCGGGCGUUUAUUUAUUUGGGCUCUCGAGUUUUUCUGUCAUCUAAAGAUGACUUCAGCGUUUUGCGGGCGUUGGCUUUGUGGGCUUUGGAUUUGUGGAAUUUGGCUUUUCUGUCAUCUCACGAUGACUUCAGCGUUUGGAAUUUUGAAAAAAAAAAAAAAAAAAAAAAAAAAAAAGAUUCAUUUGGUGUUUAAGGAUAUUAUCCUACAGCGGGAGUUGGUUUGAGAUACCUCUGAUUAGAGAUCCUCCUUGGAAUUCCUCGGAGCUCACGGGAGAAGCACAGUCA
Messenger RNA from Botrytis cinerea B05.10, 1259 nucleotides. RefSeq lists its product as hypothetical. The coding region runs from base 163 to 813 and encodes 216 amino acids. The transcript has a single exon. Lineage: Eukaryota; Fungi; Ascomycota; Leotiomycetes; Helotiales; Sclerotiniaceae. The record is from RefSeq and is a predicted model, not a curated record.